This is a messenger RNA of Didymella exigua CBS 183.55, 1147 nucleotides long. RefSeq lists its product as uncharacterized. The transcript is spliced from 2 exons. The record is from RefSeq and is a predicted model, not a curated record. NCBI's taxonomy places the organism in Eukaryota, Fungi, Ascomycota, Dothideomycetes, Pleosporales, Didymellaceae. The coding region runs from base 21 to 1058 and encodes 345 amino acids.
CGGCCAUGUAUCAGCGAAACAUGGGCCCAACAGUGGGCGCGCUGCGGCGUACACUAGCUGCAGAUGUUGCAACGACACCAAAACGCUCUUCGAGGGCCUUCAGCCUGUCUGCGCGCAGGGUCGAGGAGUCCACUGGUGCAGCGCCCUCCGCUCCUGCAUCGGCGAAUCCAGACUCCCGCAGAGCACGCACCGCCAACGCCCUCAGCCAGAUUACCCGCCUCGGAGCAAACCGCCGCACCGCAGGUAUCCAGCCUGGAGGCCUCGCAAAGGGCAACUUCCCCAGCGGCCAGACAGAUGGACAGCCUGGACGAGGUCCUCCGCGCGUCAGGCCCGAAGGCAGUCUGAAGAUCACCAGGGAAGCGACCGGUCCCGAGGGAGCCAGGAGAGGUGCACCACAGCCGGGCGCUAUGGCUCGCGCCCCUGCCCAAUUGAAGCUUUCGCGCAACAGCGGGUCACGAGCAGGAAGCAACGCGUCAGUCGGGGGCAGGCGCGGCCCCAACCUUCGUGGGCGUGAUGAAAAACCGGGCGGCCCCGGCAAUCGCUCGCGUGAUGGACCGAAUAAGCGCACCGGCAGCGGUGGGGACGAGGAGAGAGUCGAUGCUCGCGAUAUCAAGUUCGAAAACACACUGUCUGACGGCAUGGUCCAGCACCUCCUGCGACUACAGCGAGGCCAGUGGGACCGCAAGCCGUACGAGCCGAAGUAUGCGCCCGGGAGCUUUGCGGCGAACCAGUUGAUACACCAAGGGCGAGAGCUGUUCCGUGGCGAGGCGCCGCCAGUCAAGAUCUGGGGAAGGCUGGAGAAGACGAUUGGCGUAGUGGGCAUGCACAAUGCGGAGGCGCACUUGAAAGUUAGGCGGUUGACAGAUCUGGACGACGAGUCUCUGGGUGACAGGAGACAACACUUCGAGAACGGAGACGUUGAUAUCCCGGUAAUUGGGAAGGCGCCUCAGGCUAGUAAGGCAGCUGCAGAGACUCCUGCCAUGAGCGCACCUGCAGCUGUAACGCAGGCGGCAGCAGCGAAGGUCUCUGCACCAGAGCAGGCAUUGGUUGCACAGUAGAUGAGCUUCGAAGCAGCGUGUACAAGGAUUGUAGAACAAGCGUAGCAAUUGUAUCAUCACCAAUAUCAUCGUCAUUACAACAACACCAG